This is a messenger RNA of Brassica rapa (field mustard), 2507 nucleotides long. RefSeq lists its product as uncharacterized. The record is from RefSeq and is a predicted model, not a curated record. NCBI's taxonomy places the organism in Eukaryota, Viridiplantae, Streptophyta, Magnoliopsida, Brassicales, Brassicaceae. Gene Ontology annotation, biological process: shoot system development; root development.
UUUUACAAGUAUACAUUCGUGGGCAUUCUAUUUUAGAGAACUUGCCUGAGGCAUGCAUUGUAAAAGCAUAGAAAGAUUUUUGUACACUCAUUAAAUUGAUAAAUGUAGAGAAAAUUUAUAAAAUAGAACCAACAUUGGUGUUAUAAACCCAUAGAUGUUACGAAUUUUGAGACAUUCACAUUCACUAUUUGCUAUUUAGUUGGGCCUAACUGAUAUAGAUAUGAGCACAAGUAUGUGGCGUGGACCAAACAUAUAUGCAACAGAACACUCUUGAUAUUUUCUUUCACUUGCUUCCUCAUCUAAAACGCAAUUUGCAUGAGCCCAGUCAUAUUAACAUAGCAGAUAUGUAUAAUUGUAUCGUCAAUAUAAUCAUAAUAAUAUAAUUAUAGGUUUUACGUGAUUUACGUUACUUUUAUCAAAAGAUAUCAUUAAUCAAAUCUGUACCAGACUACACUCUACACAUAUCUGGAUUCGUAUCAUAAUAUACGUCAUACUUCAUUACGAAUUUUAUAUAAUCAGGAAAAAUUUAAUAAUAUCUUUAAAAAAUUUAAAUGUUGGUAUAGCUAAAUCACUCAUUCUUUCGUCAUCCAUUGUAUCAAAAGUGCCUUCACUUAAAUUAAUUUAUAUACAUACAUAUUGAUUCUUAAAGAGAAACUAAAGAUUCACAAAUUCAAACCAAAAGGCUUAAAGACUCUAAACCUGAUCAACAGAAAACCUAAUGGACACGCCUAAAUUCAUGGUAACGUAAUUGGUGGUGAGGUGUGACGGUGUUACUUAAGGGAGGCAUCGUCCAUUGCGUGGGACCAAAGCAUCCAUGCAAUAGCAUAUCCACAUAUAUAUCAUUUAAUAAUCUAACAAAAUCUUGCCAAGAUCUUUCUUCUGAUUAAAUUCAAUCGAGACUGAGGUACCCCACAGUCCCACACACACAAAAUAAAUAAAUAGCCUUACAAAAAUCCAACGAUGAUAAAAGCUAAUUAAAUAAUGACAAAAUAUUAAAGGAUCGUAAAUGGACGGUGGCUUCGGUACAUGAAAAGAGGUGUAAAAAGGUUUCGGUUUCAGUAAAUCGAAACCGAAACAUCGAACUUCGUCAAGGAUUCAACUAAAAUUCAAACAUAUAGCAUUUAAUGAGUCUUACGUGUUCUGGUCCUCCUUAGUGAAGUACCCAUACUCACUUCACAUGGUCUUCACUUUAGUCUAAUUAGAUAGGCCCUACCUCAUUGACCUUUAUGUCACUGAAGAUGUGUAUUUAUAUAAAGUAUAAACCCUUACUAAAGUACCAAACAAGCAUAACUCAAAACCCCCAUUUUAUCAUUAUUACUUGAAAUGUAUGCGUCUUCAUUGUCUCCAAGACUUCAUAAAGCAUACAAAGCUAGAUGUGUUAGCUUACCGGUUCGGUUGCAUCCAAGUGUUAGGAGGAUUCAAGAAGUGGUCUCCAGGGUUAGAGCUUUGGGGUCGUCUUCGUUGGAGUCGAGGACGAUGGUCCGUGACGGUCUCUCCGGUCUCACAGAGAUUUAUAGAUGUUUAAGUGAAGAUCUCUUCAAGUCUUCUUCUGAAACUCAACAAGCUCUUCUUAAUAGUGGCUUGAUGGAUGAGCUUCUUGAAGUAUCGUUGAAGUACUUGGAGGUUUGUGGAGGAGCUAAAGACGGUGCGUCGAGGAUCAAAAAGAGUGUUGUUGAGCUUCAGUCAGCUUUGAGACGGAGCAAGAAGGGAGGUGAGUUUAGCCUCGAGGGUGACGUUGAUGCUUACCUAGCGACGCGCAAAGAGAUCAAGAAGGAGAUCAAGAAGUAUAUGGUGAUGUCGAAAGAGACAGAAGCGUGUUUAGAGAGUAGUGUUUGGUGUGGUGGUCGUGAUGAUCAAGACAUGAGUGCUUUGGUUAGAGUGAUGCAAGAAACAAGUGUGAUCACUUGUUUCGUCUUACGCACCGUAUUGUCGUUCUUGUCGUCGCCAAAAGGGUUAAAGAGUAAGAACCAUCAUCAACACAAAGGUUGGGGUAUUGUUAUGAAGCUUGUGAAGAAAGGAAUAGAUCAUCAUCAUCAUGAGAAAGAGUUUUCUUGCCUUGAGCUUGAAGCUAUGGAAGCUGAGCUUGGGAAGGUCGUUGUGGUGACGACAAGGGAAGAUCAAGAAGAUGAGAAAGAGAUAAGUGAGGAAGUAAGUGAGAUGAUUCAAUGUGCAGUGGUUAAAUCGAAAGAUGUGGAGGCAGCCAUGGAAGAGCUCGAAGAGGGACUUGAAGGAUUGUUCAAGGUGAUGAUACAAGCUAGAGUGUCUCUUCUUAACAUCCUAUCCACUUAAAAAAAAAUAGAACCAGAAUCGAGCUUCUUGCUCUUGACCAGAUCAAGUGGUUUUAUAAUCUUGGUUUGGUAUUUGUUUUCCUGUGUGUUGAAAGAUAGUUUAGACAUGCAUCCAUGUAUUAGAGGAUGUGUGUUGUUGUAACUUUGUAAACUCUUCAUGCGUGAACAACUCUUGUAAAGGUUUAAAUAUCUAUUAGUCAAAAAAGGUUUAAAUAUCUA